This is a messenger RNA of Photinus pyralis (common eastern firefly), 999 nucleotides long. RefSeq lists its product as uncharacterized. NCBI's taxonomy places the organism in Eukaryota, Metazoa, Arthropoda, Insecta, Coleoptera, Lampyridae. The transcript has 2 exons. Bases 241 to 999 code for a protein of 252 amino acids. The record is from RefSeq and is a predicted model, not a curated record.
CAAUUUUAUUUUCGUUUAAAGUGACUAGAAAUGUACAGUGUGUCACACUUUAUCAUCAAUGGCAUUGCUUAUAAGUUUGCCUUGUAAGCGAUAGUAAAUUAGUUUAUUGAUAUUAAUUAAACGAAUAUAUUUGUUUUUAAUCGGUUUAGUGAUACUAAGUAUUCAGAAGCCCAUAGCAAGGCGUGCCAUGCCACUAAUUAGAUUAAAAUCUUUUAAUUCGGCAGCAAAUUAGUGCGGAAGAUGAAGUUUUAUAAUAAGGACGGUACGUGCAAAAGCGACGAGGAUUCUUCCUUCGGUUGGUGGUUGGACGAUAUUAUCGCCUGUAAACCGUGCGAUGCGAAAAUCGCGAUAUUUCCAAUUAAAAGUGUGCAAGAAACGCUGCUGGAUCCCGAGGGAUUCGUCAAGAAGGUGGAGAGGUGCCAGGAAGAUUUUUAUUACGAAAAUUCGAGCGCUCUGAGAGAAAAGUUGACGACUAUGAUCUCGCCGAAUGUAUGGGAAAACAAAUUACUGUUAUCCGUUAUAAAUUUCUCCCUUUUCAAGAAAUUAAGCGAAAGCGAUCCCUUGGAUGAAAAUUUAAUUAAAUCCAAUGAAACGUUACAAACGGCCAACCGCAGAAUUAAGGCGAAUCCGGGAGGAGCGCAAAAAUUAAAUUGCCCGCAAUCGGAACUACUGAAACUUAGCCAAAAAACUACGUGCGCGGAAAAAUAUCUCGAGUGUAUCGCGUUUUUGCACCGAAAUUUAGACAUACUCAAUUGUAAAAUAAAGGAGAUGCAGCGGGAAGUGCUUCAUAUAAAAGUAUUUCUGGAGGAGGAGAAUGAGAGAUCGAGGAUACUUUUAAGGGAGUGCCGUAAAUUUUCUCAAGAACUUAAAGAAUCUAAUUAUUUAAAUGAAAUUGUGCUACUUUUAAUGGGAAAGGCGGAAAAAAUUAAGUCUAACAAUUGGCCUUUCAGAAAUUGUACUAGUAAUAAUGAUAAUAACGAAUUAAACUUAAUUAUUUAA